Messenger RNA from Scheffersomyces coipomensis, 1044 nucleotides. RefSeq lists its product as uncharacterized. The record is from RefSeq and is a predicted model, not a curated record. The transcript has a single exon. The coding region runs from base 1 to 1044 and encodes 347 amino acids. Lineage: Eukaryota; Fungi; Ascomycota; Pichiomycetes; Serinales; Debaryomycetaceae.
AUGAAACUACCGAUUGAAAUAUUCAUGCAUAUAUUUGAACUUUUAUUAUAUCAAGGUAAAUUGAAACCGAAAUACUUGAGGGUUUGUAAAUUAUUUUAUGAUGUGGUUAUGCCGAUGUUAUAUCGAAGUCCUCGAUUAAAAGCUAGUAAUUUCUUUGCCUUUGUGGAAACUAUAUCCAAUAAUAAAUCGAUUGGAAGUUAUAUUCGUCAAUUGGAUUUAUCUUAUAUUAUUCAAACUGGUAAGAAUGCUUAUGUGGCGAAAUUAUUAAAACGAUCCAGUAAAAGUUUAGAAAUCUUUGUGGCACCUCAAACUAGUUUUGGUUUAGGUCCAUUAAUUGCAUUAAAGAAUUGUGUUUCAUUAAGAGUUUUAGAUUUAAGAUUAGUAUCUGAAACAUUAAACCUUGAAGAAUUAUUCUCAUCAAUCCGAAAUUCAACUAAUUUAACUCAUUUAUCAUUCCCACGAUCAUCGAUUGAAAUUAAUAAUUUCGAAUCAAUAUCUUGGCCUUUAAAACUUUCAUUUUUAAGAAUAUCAGGUGGAAUAUCUGAUGAUUUCUUACGUCAUUCAAAUUUCCCUUCUACUUUAACAAGUUUAGAAUUCACUCAUUGCCCUUACAUAACCGAUCUUGGUUUAAGACAUAUCUUAUAUCAAUAUGGUCCCAAUUUAAAAUCAAUCAAAGUUCAAUAUCCUAUGCCUGGGUUAACUAAGGAUACCCUUGAUUCUGUAUUUCAAUUCUGUCCUAACUUAAUCACCUUGGAAAUCGCCGUCGAUUAUAUCUCCAGUUCAUUCUUCGAUAAAGAAAACUUAGGAUUCUUAGAUUAUCCUCGUCCUUUAAAGAAUUUAUAUAUAAACAGUAGUGGGAUGUUAGGUACUACUACAAAAUUAGAUCCUAUUGAUUUGGCUCUUGCUAUAAAUGAAGAUAGAUUACCUUUACUUAAGAAUAUCUCCUGCACCGCCAAGUUAGGAUGGGAUCCUAAAUCUGAAUCGGUCGGUUACAUCGUCGAUGAACUCGAUGAGAGAAAUGGUGGUUUAUAUAUUGGUUAUUAG